AUGGCGUGGCCCUGUCAUGGCGGGGAAGAUUCCCCUGACAUGAAGGGCUUCGACCUUCUCCGACGGUCGACAAUUUAUGACCUCCUCAAGGAGACUCGUAUCCCCUUCGUCUCCACCGUGGACACGGUCAAGCCGUGCACUUUCGGUGUUGUGCUGAUCACCAGCGUAAGUGUCUUUCCCACUACCCCACGUGCAACUCUGGUUGUCUCGCCAGUUCCGUUUGCUAAGCAUCUCCAGAUUCCAUACGGUAUCACCCGCCAAGAGGUCACUUCUUUCCUGGGCUCUGAAGCACAGUGGCUGGCAAACCACAAUGGGGCCUGUCCUAUUCAUAUCAUGAUGGAACGUUCCACUGGCAAGACUAUGGAUUGCUACAUUGAAUUUGUUUCUGAGCAAGUUGCUGCACGGGUAGCUUAUCGCCUCGGUAAUGCCUAUGAUGCUUACAGUUCCCCUCGAAUGGGUAACCGCCACGUUGAGAUUUCUUUCAGCAACCAAGAUGCCUUGCUCAAGGCUAUGUUUCCCUUAGCCAAGUGUGUCAAGUGGGUCAAUGGCUCUCCUGUUAUACUGGAAGGCAUCCCAGAAUGGUCAAGUGGCUUUGAUGGUUUUCUGACUGGCGAGGAGCUCUACUGCCUUGGUCGUCAUUCGGACACACCUUACCGAAGUGUGUUCGCAAACAGAGUGCCUCAGCGGUGCUACGAAUCCCUCAUCAGCACUAUCUGGAAGUUUCCAUGGUAUGCAACCGGCAUGUACACCGUUCACGACCGCAAUCAACUCUUUGAGCUCUUAAAGCAAAUGGUCGACAAUCUUCGCGCUACGUCGCAAAAGGAAACCCGAACCGUGGGACUUGAUGAACGUCUACUCCGCGAGCUUACCUGGUGUGGAAUUCUUUGCCCUGGCUUCAACCCACGCCAGAAGUACAACAUUGCCAGCAAGUCUCAGCUCCCCGAGUUUGAACACAUUCUGGACCACGACUGGUGCCAGUACUUUCCCUUCGACACCUUGGGCUACGCGGAUGAGUACUCCCUGUUGGACUACCAGAUUUAUGCCUACUUGACGUCUCAGGGUGAGCUCGAUCGCAUCAACAUCGAGAAUGAAGGAUACCACAAUGGCCACAUAGAUCCGCGUGUUCGCAGACUGUUUGGUGUCAACUGGUUCUCAUGGAGGGCUGACACUGCCAAGCUGAAGCUGUUUAAAGAUGCGGUCGAUUACGAGAAGUGCCUCCUCCGUCAGCUCGUCAUCACUGGAUACAGGAGCUACCACGCUAUCCCCCGUGGUGACGAGGAAGACAGCUCCUCUUCGAUUGGGACUGCACCUCCCGAUACCCCAACAGUUACGGUUACCGAGAAGUCUUUUGACAGCCAGAAGACAAUUUCUGCUUUUCCUCGUGCUGCUCCGAUUAUUCUUGUUCCUCCUCCUCGUCCUCCUCCUGAUGCACCACCUAUUUCAGCUCGCACCGCUCAAGUUCUUGCUGCUCCUUUCAAUCGGCGAACUCAAGCUGCUCAGCAGACCGGUGAAAGCGGAAGUCUCCAGUCUCGCACCCUACGUCAUUUGUCUGCACCUGAUUUUCGCUUCAGUGCCCAGCCGAGCUCCUCCAGCCCUCAGCAGGUCAUCGAAACUGUAAACAAGCAGGCUCACUUGCGACGCAACAUGUCCACCCCCGAGCAGUCUAAUUCACUCGUUCCAUGCAACGUUGAAAACACCGAGAGUGGAAGCUCGCGCAAUGAUGACGGUUCUUCCAAGGAGUCUGUCCAGACUACGCCUCGUCUAUCACGCGUUCCGCUGAACUACACUGAUGUCAACUUCCAUCGGCCCAUUUCACCCCAGGAAACUCGUUCCACCUCGCAGGGAGUACGCCCCUCUGGUCAACUUGAAGUUGGGGAAACUUACUCUCCUUUUAAUUCCAUCCCCGAGCCUCAUAUGUCCAAUUUCAUAACCAGUGGUGAAUUUGAUCGCGAGUGGCGUUUCCCAUAUACUUCAAGUGCUAUGGAUGUUCCUCCCCCAAGUUUUAUCCCUUACCGCCGUGCCAUGCCGCGUUCUGCGUCCCAGUUCCUCCCAUUCGAGGCCCUGCCGUACCAGGUAAUGUUCCGGGAUGAGCCUCCUUCGUUGCAAUAUUGCCAAGCUCAGCAGUCUCGGGCUCACCAAGCCCAGUCUCAGGAGCAACAGUCUCAGGACUCUCAGGACUCCCAGGAGUCCCAGGAGUCCCAGGAUCAGCAGCCCCAAAAUCAGCAACACCAGGCUCAAGAACAACAGUCUCAAAAACCCCAGUGUCAGCAGUAUCCUCCACAGAUGUACCUGUCUUACUGUCCCGAGUUUCAGGAUCCUCAGUAUUACCAGGCUUCGUGCUAUCCCCUGCAGCACAACCUCGAGUAUCAACAACUGCAGUAUGAGGCUCGGCAGCUUCAGUCUCAGUAUCUCCAGGCCCAGCAGCUCCCGGCCAAGGAACAACGGUCCAAGGAGAAAGGAAUCCAAGACGAACAGGCUACUCCGGUUCCUCGCUACCGCACCCCCCAUCACCGCGCGACAAGCUCGACUUACAGCCAGAUUCCCACUUACUACGUUCCGCAUGCUACGGCACAGAACAUCCGAUCGCACUCUGAUCCCUUCGCCCCUGGUCCCUAUGAGCCAGCUAGUGCUCGUUCCCGAUCUGACAUGCUCACUGACAACCCCCCUGUCAACACGCCUUUCUUUGAUAGUGUGCGUCAAGGUCAGCGCCAGCGUCGCACAUACCAGCCCCCUCACAAUUCUUCUCGUGGUUCUUCUCGUGGUACUUCCAGAUAA
This is a messenger RNA of Penicillium antarcticum, 2775 nucleotides long. RefSeq lists its product as uncharacterized. The transcript has 4 exons. Lineage: Eukaryota; Fungi; Ascomycota; Eurotiomycetes; Eurotiales; Aspergillaceae. The record is from RefSeq and is a predicted model, not a curated record. Bases 1 to 2775 code for a protein of 924 amino acids.